AGCUCCGGCCUCCCGCUCCCCCCUCAGCCCGCGCGGGGCCCGGCCCGACCGCGGGGGAACCUGCAGGUUCCCCCGGGGUCGGGGCGGUUCGGGCCCCGCCGGCGGCGGCCUCCCCUCAGCGCUGGCUGGGGGGAGGCGGCGCGCACCUGCCCAGGGCGUCGGGGCGGGCCCAGGCAGACCCCGCCUUCCGGGACUCCGCACCGGGAAGCCUCGGCUGGGGCCGCGCUGAGCCGCCACGGGCAGGACUAAAUGGCGAGCAAAUGGACUGUUUGAUGCACAGGGCUUGAUUGCCUAAGAAGAGGGACUCGGCCGAGUGUACCCCACAGGGAAUCUGCUGGGUAUCUCUGUCAUCUCAUACUCUUCCUUGAUAUGGAACAAAGUGAAGGUGAACAGGAAUCCCAGCCAGAAAGUCACGUGGAUAGCAAGAGCAGCGUGAAAUCCUUGCCUGGGGGACCAGCCCAUGUCAAACUAGAGAUAAAAAAACAUGCAGUUACGGAUGACUACAAACUCUCCAAACGGGUGCUAGGGUUAGGAGUCAAUGGCAAAGUACUGGAGUGUUUCAACAAGGAGACGGGCCAGAAAUGUGCUUUGAAGCUCCUGUAUGACAACCCAAAAGCCCGUCAGGAAGUAGAGUAUCAUUGGCGAGCAUCAGGGUGUCCCCACAUUGUCCAUGUCCUGGAUGUUUAUGAGAAUAUACAUCAUGGAAAGAGAUGCCUCCUCAUUGUCAUGGAAUGCAUGGAAGGAGGAGAGCUGUUUAGCAGGAUCCAGGAGAGAGGAGAUCAAGCUUUCACUGAGAGAGAGGCCUCUGAAAUAAUGAGAGACAUUGGAACAGCCAUCCAGUAUCUGCAUUCAAUGAACAUCGCCCAUAGAGACGUCAAGCCUGAAAACUUGCUUUACACCUCUAAAGAGAAGGAUACUGUACUCAAACUCACAGACUUCGGCUUUGCCAAAGAAACCACUGUAUUAAACGCGCUGCAGACACCCUGUUAUACUCCUUAUUAUGUGGCUCCAGAAGUCCUUGGCCCUGAGAAGUAUGACAAAUCGUGUGACAUGUGGUCGUUGGGUGUCAUCACAUAUAUUCUCCUCUGUGGGUUCCCUCCAUUCUACUCAAACACUGGUCAAGCCAUUUCUCCAGGGAUGAAGAGAAGAAUUCGGAUGGGACAGUAUGGGUUUCCCAAUCCAGAGUGGGCUGAAGUGUCAGACGAAGCCAAACAACUGAUUCGCCAUUUACUGAAGACAGACCCGACAGAGAGGAUGACAGUUUCUCAGUUUAUGAAUCACCCUUGGAUUAAUAGAUCAAUGGCAGUGCCACCAACUCCUCUUCAUACUGCACGGGUCCUGCAAGAGGAUAAAGACCACUGGGAUGAAGUUAAAGAGGAGAUGACCAGUGCUUUGGCUACCAUGAGGGUGGACUAUGAUCAGGGCGUGCAACUGGACAUGCAAUUGUAUACAAGAGACUGCUCUGGAAGAGGCACUUCUGAAAUUCAGGAAGAAGUGGCAAAUGCAUGUUCUCUGAAUGGACCCUGGUGUCUGCCAGCAUUCCUUCUGGUAAUUAUCUCCAGAUUCUGUGCCUAAGAUGUGCUGAUCGUAGCAAAUUUUGGGGUGCUGGGGUUGAUUUGUUUCCUGGGGUCAGAGAGGGGGAGGAUGCUACUUCAUUUGCGGUGUUUUUGUCAGUGUUUCUGGAUCCAAAGAUUUUCACCACCUAAGGGACAUUACCUAUAAGGAUAUCCACCCAUUGGUUUUUUCCUAUUCUAAUUCUUGGUUUAUGAGAUUCUAGCCUUGGUUUGCUAGUUUAUUUUACUUUGUGAUCAAAAUAUUUCCUCUCGCUGUGUUUUGAUUAUUUUUUUUUUAAGUUGAGGUGACACAAAUAUUUGUGAAAGUAUUAUUAGUCUAGGCUGAAAAUUAUGUGCUUCCAGUGAUGCAGACAAAAACUGCUUUGAGGUAGGCGCACAGAGUACUGGUGUGUUAAUAGGCUCGGAAGAAUGUUAAAAGACAAAAAGGAAAACAAGGCUCCAGACAGGAUCUGAAUCGUCAAAUCUGACUGCCACCUAGAUCUUGUUACCUCCAACAAGGAUCAAUAUGAGGCUUUGGACCGUGUCUGGGGAGCUCUGUUCCCAUCUUCACAGUGUUGGAUGAGACCUCCAUUCUCCUUUGUGAAAUGGUCCUAGGGUUUUAUAAACUGAUUUUAAUAAAUCAUGUUACAACAUUC
Messenger RNA from Falco peregrinus (peregrine falcon), 2209 nucleotides. It is a transcript of the gene MAPKAPK3, whose product is annotated as MAPK activated protein kinase 3. Bases 370 to 1575 code for a protein of 401 amino acids. The transcript is spliced from 12 exons. NCBI's taxonomy places the organism in Eukaryota, Metazoa, Chordata, Aves, Falconiformes, Falconidae. Gene Ontology annotation, molecular function: mitogen-activated protein kinase binding; calcium-dependent protein serine/threonine kinase activity; calmodulin binding. The record is from RefSeq and is a predicted model, not a curated record. Gene Ontology annotation, cellular component: nucleus; cytoplasm. Gene Ontology annotation, biological process: toll-like receptor signaling pathway; protein autophosphorylation; response to cytokine.